Molecule: messenger RNA, 360 nt
Organism: Protopolystoma xenopodis
Lineage: Eukaryota; Metazoa; Platyhelminthes; Monogenea; Polystomatidea; Polystomatidae
Source: the annotation of a GenBank genome assembly
AUGUUUACGCUUCUUUGGUACCUCGGCUCUCGCCUCGGUCGUGUUGCACUUGGUUUUGAUGAACUGAUUUUUCCUUUUUUUUUUCUUUUUUUUCUGGAAGAUAUGCGCGACUACACCUUCCAGGCGCAUUUCUGCGAACGGAUCUAUCAGACGCACCAUCGAUUCUGUCGACCCGACUCCGACGAGUUGGCAUUCACCCUGCGCCAGGUCGGCUACUAUCUGGGCCUCAGUCGCAUCUUCUGUAGAUGUGAAGGUGUUGCCGAGGUGCACUCAUACAGCUACAGUCGACCCGUGAAUGCAGACGACCGCCUCUUCCGUCCGCGCUUCAUUCAGAUGACCUGCAAAAGACCGGUCAGUUGA